Messenger RNA from Vicia faba (fava bean), 1404 nucleotides. The record is from the annotation of a GenBank genome assembly. NCBI's taxonomy places the organism in Eukaryota, Viridiplantae, Streptophyta, Magnoliopsida, Fabales, Fabaceae.
AUGGCGAAGCAUUCAGUGGCAAUUUCAAAGAAAAAAUGGCCGCUAAUGUUACUAGCCUUCUUGUCCGUUUCAACGGUGACGGUGCUAUUCAUCAGAAACAAUUCCGAUUCAUGUAACACCAAGAUCUUCGAAGCGGAAAAGAGUCAGAUUCACUCCGGCGGCGGUGGAUACGGUGGAAAUGUUGUGUCGGGUGUGAGUCCGUUGGAUUUCAUGAAGUCUAAGGUUGUUCUGAUGGUUUCGCAUGAGUUGUCGCUUUCGGGUGGGCCUUUGCUUUUGAUGGAAUUGGCGUUUCUUUUGAGAGGGGUUGGGUCUGAGGUUGUUUGGGUUACGAAUCAGUAUCCGGAUGAACGUGAUCAGGUUAUUUAUAGUUUGGAAAGUAAAAUGUUGGAUAGAGGAGUUCAGGUCAUGCCCGCCAAAGGUGAAAAGGCUGUAGAUACAGCUCUUAAAGCUGAUCUGGUCAUUCUAAAUACUGCUGUCGCUGGAAAGUGGCUGGAUGCCGUCUUGAAGGAAAAAGUUACCCUCGUUCUUCCUAAGGUUUUAUGGUGGAUUCAUGAAAUGCGAGGCCAUUAUUUCAAAGUGGAAUAUGUUAAGCACCUCCCUUUUGUUGCAGGUGCCAUGAUUGAUUCACAUACAACUGCAGAGUACUGGAAAAAUAGGACUAGGGAGCGUUUAGGAAUUAAAAUGCCUGAAACUUAUGUCGUACAUCUUGGAAAUAGCAAGGAGCUUAUGGAAGUUGCCGAAGAUAGUGUAGCAAAGAGGGUUCUUCGUGAGCAUGUUAGGGAGUCUCUAGGAGUAAGAAAUGAUGAUCUACUUUUUGCCAUCAUAAAUAGUGUUUCACGCGGUAAAGGACAAGAUCUAUUUCUUCGUGCCUUUCAUGAAAGUUUGCAGCUCAUUCAGGAGAAGAAACUCCAGUUGCCAUCUUUGCAUGCUAUAGUUGUAGGGAGUGAUAUGAAUGCUCAGACAAAGUUUGAAAUGGAACUGCGCAAAUUUGUUACAGAGAAAAAGAUUCAGGACCGCAUUCACUUUGUUAACAAAACUCUGGCCGUGUCUCCUUACUUGGCUUCUAUUGAUGUUCUUGUUCAGAAUUCUCAGGCACGGGGAGAAUGUUUCGGAAGGAUAACCAUCGAAGCAAUGGCAUUUCGCCUGCCAGUACUGGGCACGGCAGCUGGAGGCACUGUGGAGAUCGUGGUAAAUGGGACAACCGGUUUGCUCCAUCCUGCCAACAAGGUAGGCGUAACACCACUUGCGCAUAACAUUGUGAAAUUGGCAACUCAUGUUGAGAAGAGGCUCACUAUGGGAAAGAAAGGAUACGAGAGAGUGAAAGAAAGGUUUCUAGAGCAUCAUAUGUCACAGAGAAUUGCAGUGGUUCUGAAAGAAGUUUUAGAGAAGGCAAAGCACAGUUAA